Molecule: messenger RNA, 1158 nt
Organism: Lactuca virosa
Lineage: Eukaryota; Viridiplantae; Streptophyta; Magnoliopsida; Asterales; Asteraceae
Source: the annotation of a GenBank genome assembly
AUGGGUGCCGGUGGCCGUUCAACUCCUACUGAUCUAGAUGUUAAGAAAUCCGAUACCGAUCGUAUCAAACGAGCCCCAACCUCAAAACCGCCAUUUACCUUAGCAGAUAUUAAGAAAGCCAUACCACCUCACUGUUUCGAAAGAUCCUUGAUUCGAUCCUUUUCAUAUCUCGUUGCUGACCUCACCGCAGUCUCGAUCUUCUACUACCUCGCCACAACUUAUAUCCCACAGCUCCCUCACCAUCUUCCUUACCUUGCCUGGCCGGUUUACUGGUACGUUCAAGGUUGUGUGUUCAUGGGGAUUUGGCUUAUCGGUCAUGAAUGUGGUCAUCAUGCCUUCAGUGACCAUGUAUGGCUCGAGGAUUGUAUUGGGUUUGUUUUACACUCAUGCCUUUUAACGCCUUACUUUUCCUGGAAAAUAAGCCACCGCCGGCACCAUGCCAACACCGGUUCUCUUGACCAUGACGAAGUAUAUGUUCCAAAGACAAGAUCAAAACUGGGUUCUUCCGCGUUUUACCUCGACAAUCCAAUCGGUCGAACAUUAACCCUUAUGGUCAAACUCAGUCUCGGAUGGUAUAUCUACUUGUCAAUCAAUGCUGCGGGAAGACCUUAUGACAAGUUCGCAAGCCACUAUGAUCCCAGAAGCCCUAUUUUCUCAGAUAACGAGCGAAUCCUGAUCCUCAUGUCUGAUAUCGGACUUAUCGGCUUUUCUACCUUGUUGUACAAAUUGGCGACAAUUCACGGGUUCGCUACCGUUUUUUAUGCCUACGGAGGUGCGUUAAUGGUCAUGAACGCGUUUCUUGUGAUCAUCACAUACCUUCAUCACACUCACGCUUCUUUGCCCCACUACGACGACUCUGAAUGGAACUGGAUGAAAGGUGCUUUCGCAACAGUAGAUAGGGAUUACGGAGUUCUAAACAAGGUGUUCCAUAACAUUACCGACACUCAUGUGCUUCACCAUUUGUUCUCUUACAUUCCUCAUUAUCAUGCCAUGGAAGCCACCAAAGCGAUCAGGCCAAUUGUGGGAGAGUUUUAUCAAAAAGAUAGCACUCCAUUUUACUUGGCGUUAUGGAGAGAAUCCAAGAACUGUCUGUUUAUCGAGCCCGAUGAGAGCGAUGAGAAGAACAAAGGUAUCUACUGGUUCAGAAGUCAGUACUGA